CUGACCGCGAAUGCAGCAACACUGACCGCGAAUGCAGCAACACUGACCACGAAUUUACUUCAGGCCGACUUUUUUAUUUUUAUUCUUUACAUUUAAUGCACGCCUUCACUUCGACUUUCCUCCGCCAUGUCCCGCAUCUCUCAAAUCGCCCGCUUCCUCCUCCUCAUUCACGGCCUGCUCAACAUAGCACAAGGCCUCUACUGCAUAGCGCAACCACUCGCCUGGUCAGAACUUGCAGGCUCCGCCUUCAGAGGAACGCCAAACCCGGCGGUGCAGUCAAUCGGCCUCGGAGCACUAGGUGUAGGAUGGUACCAAUGCGUCUUUGCAUGUCAGAACAACAAGGCUUUGUUCAUUGCUACUAUACCGUUGCGCAUCAUUUACGCCGCUAUCAUAGCGAGAUGGGGGGGUUGGAAACCUGUUCUGUAUGAGCUCGCUGUUUGGGGGUUGGCGAAUUGUGCUGCGUACCUUUAGAUUCUCAUCCAGGCUUAGCCUGUGAGUCAUGUCAAAAGGAUGGUGAUUGGAUGGUUGCUGGACCCGAAGACAUGAGAGACGGCAUGAUAUUCGUUGAUCGUUCGGCAACUGCUGGAGCACAUAGAGUUAUCCACAGUUGCGGGUGGGCACUUCCUUGGGGGUUGAACGAGGUCAAUAUUCUAUGACCUACAAAGCAGCCUUUUACCUGGUACAUCUUGCAACGGCUAAAGAAGCCGAAGUCUCUACUCGACAACACUGUCUGUCGACACUGUCCGGCUUCGUACCCUGAUAACCUUUCUCAACCCCCCUAUGCUCUUCACCUCCGCCUCCAAGGUCUCCAAUACGCCAGCCAACGAUGGUUGCGAAAUUACCGCGCAUUAAAUCAAAUGAUCACUGAGAAGACUUACACCGCACCCAGCAAUGAGG
Messenger RNA from Macroventuria anomochaeta, 897 nucleotides. RefSeq lists its product as uncharacterized. Bases 127 to 471 code for a protein of 114 amino acids. The transcript is spliced from 2 exons. NCBI's taxonomy places the organism in Eukaryota, Fungi, Ascomycota, Dothideomycetes, Pleosporales, Didymellaceae. The record is from RefSeq and is a predicted model, not a curated record.